AUGCAACCCCCAUCAACAUCGCAGUUAUACAAACUAGUCAGCCAUCCCGGCGACCCAGCCUUCAGACUCCAAUCCACAUCAACAGACCUCAUCCUCCGUCUCCCAACAAUCACCGAAAUUUCAAUUCUAGUCGAUAUUUUAGAAAACAAAGAAAAUUCGAAAUUCGACAAGUCCAUCUCCGAGGCCACGUCCGAAGAGCUGGAAACUAUUGCCUGGCGGUGGACAACCAUCUCACGGCCUCUAACUCACCUCAACUUCCUGAUCUGGCACCACAAGAAUCCCAUCGGAAUUGCGGGGCUGGGUUGGAUAGGGGCCUGUGAUGCAAACGAUGGAUCCCGAGCUGGCGCGGCCGGCGUCCUGAUUCAGCCUUUUGCGAGAGGGAAGGGGCAUGCGUACGAGGCUCUUAGGAUGGUGGUUGAUUAUGGGCUACGUGAGCUAGGGCUUAUGGAGAUUAGAAUCGCCAGUCAUUCUGGGAAUGUUCCUAUGAAAAUGUUGAUGGAGAGAAAGCUCGGGUUGAGGCCUGAGGUGCGUGAGGACGGCGUUGAUCAGUUCGGGAAUGAUCUUUUGUGGAUUGUAAGGAAAGAGACAUAUAUCGCUUGA
This is a messenger RNA of Penicillium cinerascens, 600 nucleotides long. RefSeq names its product GNAT family N-acetyltransferase. The transcript has a single exon. The coding region runs from base 1 to 600 and encodes 199 amino acids. The record is from RefSeq and is a predicted model, not a curated record. Gene Ontology annotation, molecular function: acyltransferase activity, transferring groups other than amino-acyl groups. NCBI's taxonomy places the organism in Eukaryota, Fungi, Ascomycota, Eurotiomycetes, Eurotiales, Aspergillaceae.